CGGGAGAGCGAGAGCGAGGGCGCCUGGGAGAAGCCUCGCCCCGCGGCGAUCGAUUAGUCAGGCCUCGGAAAGAUGGCGUCCUCGGAGCAGGCAGAGCAGCCGAGCCAGCCAAGCUCUAGUCCAGGAAGUGAAAAUGUGAUGCCUCGAGAGCCACUGUUUACAGCGAGGAAACAAGCCCAGGGCACACAGGUUCCUAUGCGAAUUGCAACAGCAGUGAAGUUUCUACAGAACUCCCGUGUCCGCCAGAGCCCCCUUGCGACCAGGAGAGCAUUCCUUAAGAAGAAAGGGCUGACGGACGAGGAGAUCGAUGUGGCCUUCCAGCAGUCGGGCACAGCGGCCGACGAGCCUGCGGCCUUGGGCCCGGCCACACAGGUGGUUCCUGUCCAGCCCCCUCACCUCAUGUCUCAGCCAUACAGCCCUGUGGGUUCCCGAUGGAGAGAUUACAGUGCCUUGGCUGUCAUCAUGGCGGGCAUCGCCUUCGGCUUUCACCAGCUCUACAAGAAAUACCUGCUCCCCCUCAUCAUGGGCGGACGAGAGGACAGGAAGCAACUGGAGAGGAUGGAGGCGAGUCUCUCGGAGCUGAGUGGCAGCGUGGCACAGACAGUGACUCAGCUACAGGUGACCUUAGCCUCCGUCCAGGAGCUGCUCAUUCAACAGCAGCAGAAGGUGCAGGAGCUCGCCCAUGAACUGGCCACAGCCAAGGCCACCACCUCCACCAACUGGAUCCUGGAGUCCCAGAACAUCAAUGAACUCAAGUCGGAAAUUAACUCCUUGAAAGGGCUUCUUCUGAAUCGGAGGCAGUUCCCACCCUCCCCGUCAGCCCCGAAGAUCCCCUCCUGGCAGAUCCCAGUCAAGUCCACGUCACCCUCCAGCCCGGCCGCCGCGAACCACCACAGCAGCAGCGACAUCUCGCCCGUCAGCAACGAGUCCACGGCGUCCUCGCCCGUGAAGGAGGGCCACAGCCCCGAGGGCUCCACGGCCACCUACCACCUGCUGGGCGCCCAGGAGGAGGGCGAGGGGGUGGUGGACGUCAAGGGCCAGGUGAGGAUGGAGGUGCAGGGCGAGGAGGAGAAGAGGGAGGACGAGGAGGACGAGGAGGACGAGGAUGUGAGUCACGUGGACGAGGAGGACUGCCUGGAGGUCCAGAGGGAGGACCGCCGGGGCGGGGAUGGGCAGAUCAAUGAGCAGGUGGAGCGGCGGCCGGAGGGCGCCAGCAACGAGAGCGAGCGGGACUAG
Molecule: messenger RNA, 1236 nt
Organism: Myotis brandtii (Brandt's bat)
Lineage: Eukaryota; Metazoa; Chordata; Mammalia; Chiroptera; Vespertilionidae
Gene: PEX14
Product: peroxisomal biogenesis factor 14
Exons: 10
Coding region: 73-1236 (387 amino acids)
Biological process (GO): protein import into peroxisome matrix, docking
Cellular component (GO): peroxisomal membrane; peroxisomal importomer complex
Molecular function (GO): signaling receptor binding
Source: RefSeq, a predicted model, not a curated record